CUCCCCACCCUCCCCUCAAUACGAAUCCGCCCUCAUCACGAACACGAUCUACACAAUCACCACAGUCCAUUUCGGAUACAGUCUGCAUUCAAGAAAGAAGGCAACCCAGCCAAGAAAAUCCGCGAAGAGCGCCAACAGCAAGUCCGCGAAGCAUUUCUUCAUGCGUGGGAGGGUUACAAACAACAUGCCUGGCUACACGACGAAGUUAUGCCAUUAUCAGGCGGACAAAAGGACCCAUUUGCUGGCUGGGCCGCAACGUUGGUAGAUGGACUGGAUACACUGUAUAUCAUGGGGCUUCAAGAAGAAUUCGACAAUGCGUUGAAGGCGCUGGAUUCGAUUGACUUCUCUACACCAAAGGCUGAGCGGGUACCAGUUUUUGAGACGACCAUCAGAUUCCUCGGUGGUUUACUGGGAGCAUAUGACGUUAGUGGGCCGAAGUACCCGAUAAUUCUCCAGAAGGCGGAUCAGUUGGGAGAGUUUCUGCUACGUGCGUUUAAUACCUCGACUGGUAUACCUGUGCCUUAUUUUUGGUGGGGAAAACAGGACGACAUAUUGCAGGGUGAAAACAAUGUUAUCAUUGCGCAGAUAGGCUCACUCUCGCUCGAGUUCACUCGCCUAGCACAGUUGACAGGGAAGCGGAAAUACUUUGACAGUAUAUCCAAGAUCACGAAUCAUCUUGAUGCUGCACAGAACCACACCAGAAUACCUGGUCUUUGGCCUUCCACAAUCGAUACAAAAGGCCCUUCUUUUCCUAGUGCUUCUUUCACUCUGGGGGCAUUCUCAGAUUCAUUAUACGAGUAUCUACCAAAGGAGCACAUUCUUUUGGGCGGAAAUACAGAUCAGUAUUUGCGAAUGUAUCGCGCAGCUCUGGGGCCUGCUGCUAAAUACCACUUUUUUCAGCCCAAGACCCCUGGUAAUCAAGACAUUCUAUUUACGGGUUCCCUUGAAGCAAGAUCUGAAGGUCCUCCCUCUCUAAAUCCAGACGUUCAGCACCUUGGCUGCUAUGCAGGCGGCAUGGUAGGGCUAGGAGCUCGGAUCAAUAACUCUCCAGAAGAACUCGCAAUGGCAAUUCGAUUGACCAACGGCUGUGUGUGGUCCUAUCAAAACACAGCAAGUGGGAUCAUGCCUGAGAUAUUCUCCGUUGAGGCGUGCCAAAGUCCUUGUGAAUGGACUGAUGAGAAUGCCGUUGAACUUGGCCACCAACAUGGAUUCACCAGAGUGGUUGAUUCUAGCUACCAGUUACAUCCUGAGGCUAUUGAGUCUGUGUUUGUUAUGUAUCGCAUUACUGGAGAUCCAAUCUGGCAAGAAAGGGGCUGGAAGAUGUUUAAGGUUAUUGUAAAGCAUACUAGGACGGCUAUUGCAAAUUCACGGCUCCAGGAUGUCACGAAUCCAGUGCCACCACAAGAAGACUCCAUGGAGAGUUUUUGGUUGGCUGAAACGUUGAAAUAUUUCUUUCUGUUGUUCAGUGAACCUGAUGUCAUUAGUUUGGAUGAUUUUGUACUAAAUACCGAGGCGCAUCCAUUUCGACAGAGAGAUAGUUCAAUAGAGUUAUGACCCUUAUAAUUAUGAUGAUACGUAUUUUUUAGAUUGUGAGAAAAGCUUGUCGAUAUUCCGGAGGAGUGCUGGAAGAUAAUCGUCGGACGCAGGAGAAUUCGCAGAGGAAUGGAGGGUGCGACAAUUAGAGUAGAUGUGGAAUAGGGUGCCGGCAUAGAGACGG
Molecule: messenger RNA, 1717 nt
Organism: Mollisia scopiformis
Lineage: Eukaryota; Fungi; Ascomycota; Leotiomycetes; Helotiales; Mollisiaceae
Product: putative mannosyl-oligosaccharide alpha-1,2-mannosidase
Exons: 4
Coding region: 208-1554 (448 amino acids)
Biological process (GO): N-glycan processing; carbohydrate metabolic process
Cellular component (GO): Golgi membrane; endoplasmic reticulum
Molecular function (GO): calcium ion binding; mannosyl-oligosaccharide 1,2-alpha-mannosidase activity
Source: RefSeq, a predicted model, not a curated record